Messenger RNA from Drosophila ficusphila, 823 nucleotides. RefSeq lists its product as uncharacterized. NCBI's taxonomy places the organism in Eukaryota, Metazoa, Arthropoda, Insecta, Diptera, Drosophilidae. The record is from RefSeq and is a predicted model, not a curated record. The transcript is spliced from 4 exons. The coding region runs from base 101 to 721 and encodes 206 amino acids.
UUAAGAUCCUAUAUUCUAUCCUAUCUUAGGUGGAUUUUUUGAUAUAUAUGGGUGUCCAAAAGCUGGCCAAUAAUCAAACUGUUUUUGAAAAAGUUCCGAAAUGGAUUACAGCUGUUCCCUGCUCUGGCAGAUAGUAAUCCUGCUGAAAGUAGUGGGUCCCUCGGAGGAGGUCAACUACGAGUUGGUGCUGGAGGAGGAGCGAGUGUUCAGUGAGUGCAUGGACAACCCGAGUGGCCACUUGGGCAUGGAGGGGCUGUUCGACCUGACCAAUCUGGACUUGCACAUGGAAGAGGAGGGAAUCCACGUGGAGGGAAACAUAACCAGUGCGUGGGACAUCCAGCCAACGGAUCGCAUCGAGGGCCGACUAACAAUCUUUUAUUUGGAUCGAGGCACUUGGCAGGCGACUGGCAUAAGUGUUUUCUCCUACGAUUUCUGCAAAGUUUUGUACGACGAAAAACAGUUUUGGUACAAAGCCUUCACCAAAUAUGUCAUCAACAGUGACGAACUACAACAGAAGUGUGUUCACUACAAAGGGACUUUGUAUUUAAUGGAACCCUAUCUCUUGAAAAUGGUUUUCGGUGUAGGCGGGUUUCUCAAUCCAGGACGACAUCGUAUUGUUUUUAACCUGCAUGCGAUCGAUGAGAACAACGAGAAGCGACCAAAUGCACUUUGCUUCGAGUUAAGGGGAGAGUUUUUUAAGACUUCCCUGCGUGCAAUGUAAAAUCUAAAUUCCAGCUUUCACAUUUAAAUUAUAAUUACAUUGGAAAAAAAGAAAAGAAGCUUAAACUUAUUUCAAAAAAGCAAUAAAGCAACAACAAACGUC